AUGACAUCGACACCAUUCCCCGAGAAGAAGAGGCUUUCGCCGACGACCGCAUCUCGGUCUCGGAAGAAGCAGAGACAUUCGGCACAGUUCCCUGAGGAGCAAGUGGCGUUUGCCGACGACGACUGCAUCUCAUUGUCGAAAGAGUCAGAGACUUACAUCCUCGAAGAUGCGGAGGGCAUCGAGGGGGAGUGGCUACAAGGCCCACCAGUGGGUGGCCUGUGGGCAGCGGCUGGCAUUUCAAUGGACCAGCCUCAGAAGCUUUGUGAUGCGAACGAGUACCGAGACGUGUCUUCAAACGCACGACUCUCUCUCUGUCCGGAGAAGACAACGACGUUGCACUUCCGGACAACUGCAGCAGCUCAUUUUGCAGAAAACAGCAACUGGACAUCUUCACCGCAGUACGUCACAAGCGAAGACCUCUCGUCACCGGGUCACAUGCCGAGGAACGGCUACCGGUACACGAACUCCUUCGGCGCCGCCUCGUCAGUAAUCGAAGAGACGGGCUUCGGGCCGCCACAAUGUACGCCCGAUCCUUGCGAAUCAAAGUGCAACCGUGGCGGUGCGAUCAACCAAUAG
Messenger RNA from Ramularia collo-cygni, 576 nucleotides. RefSeq lists its product as uncharacterized. NCBI's taxonomy places the organism in Eukaryota, Fungi, Ascomycota, Dothideomycetes, Mycosphaerellales, Mycosphaerellaceae. The transcript has 2 exons. The record is from RefSeq and is a predicted model, not a curated record. The coding region runs from base 1 to 576 and encodes 191 amino acids.